Molecule: messenger RNA, 1255 nt
Organism: Gallus gallus (chicken)
Lineage: Eukaryota; Metazoa; Chordata; Aves; Galliformes; Phasianidae
Gene: RASL11AL
Product: ras-like protein family member 11A-like
Exons: 4
Coding region: 185-937 (250 amino acids)
Molecular function (GO): GTP binding; GTPase activity
Source: RefSeq, a predicted model, not a curated record
GCUGUCUGAGCAGAAGCAUCGGAAGAGGAGGCCGGUUGCUCUAACAGUCCUCGGGAAAGCGACUUAAAUGCAAUGAGAAGGCUUCUCUUCCCAGGGACACACAGCCAAGAACAGACGCAGAGAAGCUGUUUUCCUUCUCUUCUCUCCCAACUCCUACUGGAGUUGAUCAGCUCUCAUUUCUGGCAUGCGUCUCAUCUCUCAGGAUACCAUGUCACAGUAUUCUACUAACUUUCUCUUGCUUCCCAUACCAGAGUAUCCAGUAUUAGACUGCGUGCCCAACAAAAUCAUCAAGCUGGUGGUGCUGGGUGGCAGCAGCGUUGGCAAGACAGCUCUGGUUGUGCGCUUUCUCACUAAGAGAUUUAUUGGAGACUACGAAGCCAACGCUGGUGCAUUGUAUUCAAGAAAAUUCACCAUAGAUGGGGAACAGAUCUCCCUACAGGUGCAAGAUACUCCCUUUGUUUCACUGGAGGAUGACACUGACAGCAUCUGCUGCCAGGAGCAGAUAAACCGCUCGAUCUACUGGGCAGAUGGCUUCGUUUUCGUUUACUCCAUCACAGAAUACGAGAGCUACCGCGUCAUCCGGCCCCUGUACCAGCACAUCCGCAAGAUUCACCCCAAUGCUAACAUCCCCCUGCUUCUGAUGGCAAACAAAGGAGAUCUCCUGCGAGCCAGGCAGGUGUCCUCCAAAGAAGGACUCCAGCUGGCCAGCGAACUGGGAGGUACUUACUAUGAAGUCUCAGCGCGGGAGAACUGCGAGGGCGUGCACGAAGCCUUCCAGCAGCUUUGCCAGGAGGUCAGCAGGAUGAUUGGCAGCUGCAAUGGAGAGAAACGAAGAGGCCUCCACCUUGUCCGACCCAAGUCUCCAAAUAUGCAGGACUUGAAGAGACGUUUGAAACAGGCUCUGACUUCCAAAGGGAAAUCUGCCACUACGCUUUGAUGUAGCUGACAAAAAUUGUUUUCCACACCCCUGGACAAAAGGCAAGCAAACAAACUGGUGUUUAAGGGAAUCUCCAAAAUACAGCAUUUGGGUUGUGUGAGAGUUUCCUUCAUUUUGUCUACACAUCUUCCUUAACAAUUCCAUGUUAGUUCAUCAGAGGAACUCACAGAACAUUCUCCUUGGGGCAAGGAUGUAGAAACUGAUUUAAGGUAUAGAUUGUCCCAAAUUAUUUCUUCUCCAAAAGGAAUGCAGUCAAAUAGUUUAGGCUUAAAAUGUAGAUUUUAUUAAUAAAAUAAAUAAAUCUUACUGUUAAGAGGA